AUGACUCUGUUAUUGGUAACACUUCUUCUAUUUCACCAAGGAUAUUCGCUGGUUCAGGUGACCACCGUUCAACUUGGUGAACCUGUAACUCUGACAUGUGUUUUACCUCCUGGUGAUUUAAGCAGCAAAGUUCACUGGUACAAGCAGAGUGCAGGAGAAACUCUGAAAUUGAUUGCGACACUGCGGCGAACUACACACCCUCAGUAUGAAAGAGAGUUUUCUGGUGGAAGGUUGGAAGUAAAAGACAAUAAGAACAUCAGCAAUCUGUCCAUAUUCAGGACAAUCCCUGAAGAUGAAGGAAUGUAUCACUGUGCAGUCAUGGAAUGGAAUGUGAAUACUUGGAGUGGAACCUAUUUGUUAUUAAAAGGAAAAACCCAGAGGACAUCAAACUUAAUUGUUGCUCAGUGGCCAACAGUAUUGGAUCCAGUCCGUCCAGGUGAUCCUGUGUCUCUCCAGUGUUCAGUCCUCUCAGAUUCUGAUAACAAGACGUGUCCAGUAGAGCUCAGUGUCCUCUAUUUCAGAGAAGGAUCAAAUAAAGCUCAUCCAAACAUCAUCUACACUGAUGGAAAGAGGCAAGCUGAAUGUGAGAAGAGGUCCGACACUCAAAAGAGUUGUGUUUAUCGCUUCUCUAAGAACGUCAGCUCCUCUGAUGCUGGGACUUAUUACUGUGCUGUGGCCACAUGUGGGGAGAUAUUACUUGGAAAUGGAGCUACACUGAAAAUCGAGGAAACAGGUUUGGCAUCUAUUGCACUGGUGAUAGCAAUAAUCUGCUUGGUCAUUUCUGUGAUUGUAAACAUUGUUUUCACCUGUUACAGAAGUCCAAGAGUAGCAUGUAAAAAAUGUAAAGACGGCACCUCUUCACAAGCAAGAAAUGACAACCUGUGUCAACAACUGGAUGAUAUUAAUGAAGCUGAACAUGAUCUGAACUAUGCUGCAAUAUAUUUCUCUGGAAGGAACAACAAAAGGACAAAAGGAACAAAUAAAAAAGAGCAGAAGACUGAAGAAUGUGUGUAUUCUCAAGUUAAGCGCUGA
Molecule: messenger RNA, 1032 nt
Organism: Archocentrus centrarchus (flier cichlid)
Lineage: Eukaryota; Metazoa; Chordata; Actinopteri; Cichliformes; Cichlidae
Exons: 6
Coding region: 1-1032 (343 amino acids)
Biological process (GO): response to bacterium
Source: RefSeq, a predicted model, not a curated record